Messenger RNA from Thamnophis elegans (Western terrestrial garter snake), 760 nucleotides. It is a transcript of the gene BOLA3, whose product is annotated as bolA family member 3. The coding region runs from base 58 to 387 and encodes 109 amino acids. The transcript is spliced from 4 exons. Lineage: Eukaryota; Metazoa; Chordata; Lepidosauria; Squamata; Natricidae. The record is from RefSeq and is a predicted model, not a curated record.
ACCUUACGUCACCCCCCGGCGCCAGCGGCCUGCCCCGACCUGUGACGUCACGGCAUCAUGGCCACUGCUGCCUGGUUUCCCGCCUGCCGGAGGAAGAUCGCUUUUCUUCUGCGCCGCGGAGGGCGACCCUUCGCUUCCCAAACCGAGGGGGAAAUCCGGAUGACCCGAGUCCUUCAGGAGAAGUUCCCCCAGGCUGCUGCGAUUAAAGUCGUCGAUAUCUCAGGUGGUUGUGGAGCAAUGUACGAAAUACAUAUAGAAUCAGAAGAUUUUAAGGAAAAGAAAACAAUUCAGCAGCACCAGAUGGUUAAUCAGGCUCUAAGUGAAGAAAUUAAAACAAUGCAUGGACUGCGGAUAUUCACUUCUGUUCCCAAACACAGAACUGACUGAUAGUAUAUGAAAACUGUGCCUUUCAGAAGUUGUGAGAAGAUGGCCACUGGAAAAUUAUAAAACUAGUGGGUUGUAUUUCUGUCUUUCUCCCUUCUAAUCACCAAAGCCUGGUUACAGCAGCAAUAUUUAUGUCAGAUUGAAAUUUUAGCUCAUUUAAUUGUAUUAGAGUUUUUUUCCAAAACGACUAGUUGAACUUACAGUGAAAGUCUCUUUAUCCACAGUAUUAAAGCUAAGAAUGAAAAGAAUAGGAAAAAAUAUUUGCAACAUUAUCUUGUUCUUAUUUUUAAUUUAAAACUCUGUCAUGUCUCAGGUGGAAAUUUACUUGAAAUAGAAUGCAAGUUGCUGCUGCUUUUAUUGAAAGUUCUCAUAAUGG